Aspergillus mulundensis is the source of this 849-nucleotide messenger RNA. RefSeq names its product ankyrin repeat domain-containing protein. The transcript is spliced from 2 exons. Gene Ontology annotation, biological process: regulation of barbed-end actin filament capping. Gene Ontology annotation, molecular function: protein binding. Gene Ontology annotation, cellular component: nucleus; cytoplasm. The coding region runs from base 1 to 849 and encodes 282 amino acids. The record is from RefSeq and is a predicted model, not a curated record. Lineage: Eukaryota; Fungi; Ascomycota; Eurotiomycetes; Eurotiales; Aspergillaceae.
AUGUCUACAGCUUCUUUCUCUGAAGAGCAUCAGGCCGGCUUGCCCCCUGUUCCGCGCCAAACCUGUCCGGAAAUAAUUCGGGAAAUGGAGACUGCCUGCGCCGAUCACGACUUUCUGGGAUUCAAAUCAACUUUUGACGCCUGGACCACUCUCAAUCUCGACAUACGUGAGAUCGAUCCAGUGAUGAUUCAGGCAGUCAGACAGGAUCAGAGGGAUGUUGUUGUUGAGUUAUUGCAGCACGGGCUACCGGCAAGCCAGGAUUAUGCUCUUGAAGCAAUCAACCAUAAAUCAAAGGAGGUUCUCAGCAUUCUUCUUCAACAGGGGUGGGAUAUUAACCAACCCACAAGCGAAUUGAGGCCUCCCGCGCUUGGUUAUGCUGUUCAUGACGAUGAUAUGACUCUUUGGCUUCUUGAUCAUGGAGCCGACCCAAACAAGCAGUGCUCUAUUGAUCUUACACCAUUGUCCUAUGCAGUAGAACGAGCCUCGCUCCCCACCAUCAAAUUACUUCUUGACCGUGGAGGGGAUGUUAGCAAAGGGCAACUACUUCACCAUGCUGUUGAGCGUCAAUCGGAUACAGUCGAGGUGCUGGCUGUCCUGCUCGAGAGGGGUGCUCCUUUAAACUCAAAGAUGUACGAGAAUCACUAUUUCUCAUGGAGAUUAUACUACUUCAUGGGCCUGGGAACCGCUUUACACAAAGCAGCAGAAUUGGGAAAAGUGGAUGUUGUGCGCUAUUUGGUUGGCCAAGGCGCGGAUAUUCAUAUCAAAGAUGCCACAAAUCGGAGUUCGAUGGACUGGGCUGCAAUGAACAACCAUCAAGAGAUUGUGAAGCUGCUUCAAUCAAUGGAGUGA